This is a messenger RNA of Linnemannia hyalina, 453 nucleotides long. The record is from the annotation of a GenBank genome assembly. NCBI's taxonomy places the organism in Eukaryota, Fungi, Mortierellomycota, Mortierellomycetes, Mortierellales, Mortierellaceae.
AUGAAGAUUGAAAUCCUUCUCCUUGGUUUGGCCGCCAGUGUCGCCGCCGCACUCCCUGCCCGAAACCAAACCGGUACCCUUUCCAGCUUUGCAAGGAAUUCGACCCACACAUCGCCCAACGCCGUCUCCGCACAAGACUGCAAGUCCUCCACCCUUCGAUGGUGGCGAGAUCCCCAAGGAGCGGGAGAUUACAACAGUCUCCUCAGUUUCACGUUAGUCGGCAACUACUACAGGGGCGCCAUUCUCCCUCACGAGGACCCUAUGCGCCGUACUAGAUAUUGUUCGGGGGACGGAAUGUUCUGUGUGACGCAUGGUUUUGGACCCGUGGAAAUGGAUGUCAUCCUCGAGUUUGGCAACCGCAAGUACUAUUAUAAAGAUCCCAGCUACGUCCAUAAACUUCAAAUUGGGUAUGCAGAUUGGGACGUGGAGUACUGGGAUUGUGUUGCUUAUUGA